GACUUCUCCGCCCUGGCGAUUUUCCCAUGGCUCCCUCCCCACACCAUCGAUGCUCAUUCCCAAGUCAAUUGUCGAGUCGCUCGAACGUUGUAGUAGAUGACUACGGCUAGGUGGCAGGAUGCGCUGUUGCAAGGCCUGAAAUCGCGCCAUGAAGUUCGCAAAGGAAUUGGAGGAAGAAGCUGUGCCGGAAUGGAAAGCCAAAUACUUGAAUUACAAGCUGGGAAAGAAGAAGAUCAAAGCCAUCUCGAAGGCACUCAAGAACCUGCAGAAAACUCCCGGCACUGAACCUCGUUCUGCCACUCUUGACGCUUUCUCCGACCAACGCACCCCGUUCACGCACUAUGACUUCAACCUUCACCGGCCUCCCACUGCAAGGUCGACCCAAUCAUUGCCGGAGAUAGAAGAGGUCGCCCCAGACGAAGAUGAAGAGCCGGGAUACAGACCCCCGAUACCUCAGCGCGAAAGCCAUACCCUGUUCGCAGCGUCUCCGCCCAUAUACAUUCCCGGGGCCCACGAGGAGAAUGCAGAGACACCGCCAGAGAGUACGCCGCUCUAUCCUGGUCAGUCGACGCGGGUGAUGAACUAUGGCUCCAUUGUAGGCACACCUCCAGAUGAGACACCAGGCAUGAUGGCUGCUCUUGAACUCCCAGACCCCGCAUUGACGCCUGCGCGGUCGCGUCCGGCUGCAGAGAUGGAACCGAAAUCCCAGAACACGACCCUGCGACUUCCUCCGCCAGCCCAAGUGCCACCUGCGCCGGACCCGUAUCAUGUUGGUCAGACACAUCACCCGCCCCUCGCUAGACACAGCUUUGCGGGAAGCCUGGCAAAGGCCAUGUUCAAAGGCCGACAGGCCGUUAAAAGUCAGUCCAUCCCCGGACCACCGUCUAGGAUGAACUCCCUGUCGGCGUCGCAAAGAUUCCGCAAGAUGUUCGCUCCUCGCGAUCUAACCGAGGCCACCGUGAACGACAUGCAGCUCUCGGCGUAUCAAGAGCUCGAUGAGAAGCAGGCCGACUUCUUCACAUUCUUGGACAAGGAACUGAUGAAGAUCGAGGAGUUCUACAAGACAAAGGAAGACGAGGCCACCGAACGUCUACAGGUGCUUCGGGCGCAACUCCACGAGAUGAGAGAUAGAAGGAUAGCGGAAAUCUUGACCGCGAAGCGUUUACCGGGUGGCGCCCAACAGCCGCAUCUAGACGAUAUACGACAGAAAUCUGCCGGUGCUCUCAAGGAGAAUGUCAAGCCCAAUGGAAGUGGCAGCCACCUACUUCCGAAACCAAUAGGAGAUGUCAUGGGACGCCGCUCUACAAUUGGUAAAACCAGUCAAGCCAUGGCACAAAUGAGUUCCCCUCCCGGGCCCCAAGCACAAAAGAGGAUCAACGAGGCAAAGAAAGAUUACGUGCGCCGCGACCACGGUAGCGAAAUCAAGUAUCCGGUCGCGAAGAAAAGGCUGAAGCUCGCGUUGCAGGAAUUCUACCGUGGACUGGAAUUGCUCAAAUCUUAUGCCCUCUUGAACAAAACGGGCUUCCGUAAGAUCAACAAAAAGUACGACAAGGCGGUCCAAGCAAGGCCUCCUCUGCGAUAUAUGACCGAAAAGGUCAACAACGCCUAUUUCGUCACGAGCGACGUCGUUGACAAUCACCUGAUCGCUAUCGAAGAUCUAUACGCUCGGUACUUUGAGCGCGGGAACCACAAGGUCGCCGUUAAGAAACUGCGAUCCAAGGUCGGCACGGGAGAUCAAUCGGCAGUGGCUUUCCGCAAUGGCCUUUAUGUGGCAGCCGGCUGCUGUUUUGGAGUGGCCGGUCUUGUCGACGCCGCGUUUCGACUGAAUGUUCCGAGGAUGAAGGUGCAGACGAGUUACCUCCUGCAGUUGUAUGCUGGAUACUUUCUCAUUGUUAUUCUAUUCUUGAUGUUUGUUCUGGACUGCAGGAUGUGGAACAAAAACCACAUCAACUACGUCUUCAUUUUCGAGUACGACACCAGACACGUGCUGGACUGGCGACAACUGGCGGAAUUGCCCUGCUUUUUCCUCUUCCUGAAUGGUCUAUUCAUCUACCUCAACUUCCGGCAGAACUCUUAUGACUGGUUCUACAUCUAUUGGCCGCUGAUCCUAGUCAUCCUGACCGUGGUCAUCAUCUUCUUACCCUUUCCCAUUUUAUAUCCACACGCAAGGAAAUGGUGGGCCGUCACAAACCUGAGGCUUGCCUGCGCACCAUUCUACCCAGUCGAGUUCCGAGACUUCUACCUGGGCGAUAUGUACUGUUCACAAACCUACGCCAUGGGGCAGAUAGAACUCUUUUUCUGUCUCUACGUCAACGAUUGGAACAACCCUCCACAAUGCAACUCCAAUCACUCACGCUUACUGGGUUUCUUCGCCGCUCUUCCUGCGGUUUGGCGAGCACUGCAAUGUCUGCGUCGUUACUAUGACUCCCGGAACUGGUUCCCUCAUCUCGCCAAUUGUCUCAAAUACUGCGGCAACAUCGCUUAUUACGCUACGCUGUCCAUCUACCGGAUCGACAUGACUCACACAAAUUGGGCCAUCUUUGUCACAUUCGCGCUCGUGAAUGGAGUAUAUUGCUCCUUCUGGGAUGUGUUCAUGGACUGGAGCUUGGGCGAUUUUUUCGUUCAGAAGUACCCUUUUCUCCGGGAGCGGCUCGCCUACAAGCAAGUCUGGAUCUAUUACUGUGCGAUAGUGGCAGAUGUAUUGCUUCGACAGCAGUGGGUGUUUUAUGCGAUCUUUACAUCCGACGUACAGCAUUCCGCGUUUAUGUCCUUCUUCGUCAGUCUGGCCGAGGUCAUCCGAAGGGGUAUGUGGUCCCUUUUCCGGGUCGAAAACGAACAUUGCAACAAUGUCGGGAAAUUCCGUGCUUCCCGAGAUAUUCCUUUACCCUACGACAUACCGGACUCACGUAUGGUGUCUCCUGUUCAGAAGCGCCAGACGCCAACCACUCCACCUCCCACAGAACCCGAAGAACAUGUUGCCACUGGCGUGGACCUAGAGAGCCUACCCUCGCUAGAUGCGUCGCUUCGUCAACGACGCCCUCCUGCCACGCCGCGGACCCCCGCCAUGCGGGCCCUGCAACGUGUGGGAACCAUCAUUGGAACUGCCCACGCGCAAGACUUCGAGAGACGCAGAAAGCCGCCGGAAGAUGAGAACGUUGGACCUGACGAUGAGGGAGAUGGAGGUCGCAGCAGCGAUGAAGACGACGAGGCGGAGGCAAGCGGAGGAGAAGAGGAGAUGGCGGAAUUGGAGAGACAAAGGGCGCAACAGACCACGGAACUUGCGGAGGCGAAUCGUUUCGUGGGCGAUGGGCUGAGGCGUGCUCGAUAGAAUCGACGGUACUCUACUGUUUACAGCACGGGGGUCAAAUGGGAAUUUGUGGUUGGACAGGUACAAGGUGAUGGAUCGCGAUGUAAACUGAGAUACGAGUCGUCAGAUUCGGUGCUUGAGAUGGCUCAAUGGCUUAAAAAGAGGAAGAGUCUUGGGAAAGGGAUUGAUAUAAGGCAUAGCUGCUACGUGAAGCCGAAUCCAACCGGUUGACAGGCUCUCAUUUCGAC
This is a messenger RNA of Cladophialophora immunda, 3555 nucleotides long. RefSeq lists its product as uncharacterized. The record is from RefSeq and is a predicted model, not a curated record. Gene Ontology annotation, molecular function: inositol hexakisphosphate binding. Gene Ontology annotation, cellular component: cytoplasm; Golgi apparatus; plasma membrane. The transcript has 3 exons. Gene Ontology annotation, biological process: phosphate ion transport; cellular response to phosphate starvation. The coding region runs from base 149 to 3328 and encodes 1059 amino acids. Lineage: Eukaryota; Fungi; Ascomycota; Eurotiomycetes; Chaetothyriales; Herpotrichiellaceae.